CUCUGAUCAACUACCUGAACAUUCAGCGACCGCUUGGUCUCUUGUGCAUUUGAAUCUUAUCAUACCCCCUCUGUUACAUUUUGCUUUUCGUUCAUUUAUUGUACCUGUUCUGUUUUCUCUAUCAUUGAGCAAAGGCUGGCCGAGGCUCGACACCGAUAACAAUGCCUGGGACCGUGGCUGAGGGACCGUCGGUCUCCAUGUCCUUUGCCAACAAUUUCUGGGGCAAGGAUGAUGCUGGACUGCAACCUAUGCUUGACCGCAUGCACGCAUCUAAGGUUACUAGCGAUGAAUUGAAGGUUUUCUACAGCGUACGUGCUGCGAUUGAAGAUGAAUACGCCCGAAAACUACAGGCACUCUGCCGCAAAUCCCUCGGUUCCGCCGAAUCGGGAUCCCUUCGCUCGUCGCUGGACGUGGUCCGCGGGGAAACCGAGUCCAUCGCGAAGGCACACGCCGCGAUCGCGGCACAGAUGAAGACCGAGCUUGAGGAGCCACUACAUGCGUUUUCGAAGGGUAUCAAGGAGAGGCGGAAAAUUAUCCAGGAUGGCAUUGAGCGCCUUCACAAGAAUAAGGUGCAACAAACGCAACUGGUCAACAAGACUCGCGAUCGCUUCGAGCAAGACUGCCUACGGAUCAAAGGAUACCUUGCGCAAGGACACAUGGUGAUGGGUCAAGAGGAACGCAAGAACAAGGCGAAGCUUGAGAAGACACAAAUUCAACUGGCCUCGAACAGCAACGAAUAUGAAGCCGCCGUCAAGACCCUUGAGGAGACCACUGGGCGUUGGAACAAGGAGUGGAAGGCUGCUUGCGACAAAUUCCAAGACUUGGAAGAAGAGCGCCUCGACUUUACAAAGAGCAGCCUUUGGACUUACGCAAACAUUGCCUCUACCGUCUGCGUGAGCGACGAUGCAUCCUGUGAAAAAAUUCGCCUGUCUCUUGAGAAUUGCGAAGUUGAAAAGGACAUUGUCUUCUUCAUCAAGGAACGAGGGACCGGCCAGGAAAUCCCCGAUGCCCCUCGGUUUAUCAACUUCUGUAAGGAGGACGAUGAUGUAUCGGAUAUCGAAGACGGGGAAGGCUAUUCAGUCGCCCAAUUCCAGCGAGCUAUGAAUCCGGCUUUCCGCACGUCGUCACCUCAGCCAUCCACUUUUGAGUCCCACCAUGACCCGGAUUCUGAACUUGCUGCACAAAUGGGCCACCCGGCACCAGCUCAAGCUCCAAUUCAAGCUCCCAUUCAAGCUCCCAUUCAAGCUCCCAUUCAAGCUCCCAUUCAACCCCCAGCUCCGGCGCCAGCUCAAGCUCCAGCUCUAGCGCCUAUUGCCCAGCCACCAGCCCCACUGGACCUUCGCAGAGGUGGCUAUCUGCCGCCCAACUACGACCCUCAGCAGCACGGCGAGAUCAAUGCAAUUCCCCAUAAUGCUUACCCGACUGAUGGCAUGACCAUGUUCUGCCGCACUGGGCCACCUUCGGAACGCAGCUCAGCCAGCGCGUACCGCCCCUCUAGCCGGGAUUCUCAAAGCGAAGUGUCAAACCCUACUUCCAUGUCAAGCGUCGAGGCCCCUACCACAAUCCACAAGUCUCCGCCCAAGCCGACCAAUAGUGCACCCCUCCCGAGUCAAAGUGAGGACACGUCUGUCCAAAAGAAGAAGAGUGCCUUCUUUAGCAACAGUCCCUUCCGACGCAAGAGCCGUCACGACAAGGAGAGACCAGCGAUUGGAGGUCAAUCUUCCUCUCGCAGCAGCCCUUGGGGCUCUCCCACCAAGCAGGCCAGUCCUACCAAGCCUGCUUCCCAAGCUCAGCCUGAACGCCAUAGUCCCGAGCCCGUUGAUCCUCGCGCCAACUUCCAGCUCAAUGUCGGCAACAACGUCUUUGACGUUGCUUCGCCCGAUAAGAAUGCUAAGGCUGGAGCACAGCAAGCUAGGGCGGCCGAAGACAAUGUGGAUCCUAUUGCCCGUGCUUUGGCGGAUUUGAAGACUGGUGGAAAGCAGUCCACCCUGCGAGUCUCGGCGGAUAGAUAUCACGGCAUCCAGACACCCAACCCAUCGGCCCCUUCGUCUACCUAUGGUGGUAGCUCUUCCGGUGCUCCUCCUGCGUACAAUGAUCCUUCUGUGAAGCGACUUGACGCCCCAGAGCCGGCUUUCACAUCCAAGCAGAUGCAAAAGACUACUCAGCGAUACACUGGACAGACUCAGAGCAUGCUGCGUGGGGGUGCUAACAGUCCGAGCAUGGCACCUGCGCCCAGGGAGGUUCCUCGAGCCCGCUCCCCGGCCCCAUCCACUCGCCGCAGUGCCAGCCCUCAGGUAUCUUCUCCUCGGGUUGAUACUCGCAUGGCUGGUCAAUACAGCGGAUCUGCAAGCCCUGCGCAGAGUCCAGCUGCAUAUCAGUCUAGCAGUAUGCGCAGUCGUUACAGCCAAUCCCCUACGCCCCAUCGUGCACAAGACCCCCCGUAUUCGCCCAACGAUUAUGCUCAACGGGCCUCCCCAGCUGCAUCAACUCGUGCAGUUUCUCCUCAGCCUCAGUUCAGACAGCAAGUCCGUCCUUCCAGCGCUGGAGGCAUGGAGCUGCAGCUUUCUAGCGGCCAAGUUGAAAUGUACGGCGGCGGCUCUCGCGAUGGUUAUGGCUCGGCGCCUCGUCGCGGUGAUGGCCGACCUAUGUCGCAGUACGGUGACAAUACCAAUGCUCCGCCCCUUGUGGGCCGCUCUCGUAGUCGCACUCUUGCUGUUGCUGAGUCCGGAAGAAAAUUCAGCCGUGAUGGACGUCCCAUCCUUCAUUUCGCUCGCGCUAUGUACAGCUACAGUGCAGCUAUCCCUGAAGAACUUGGUUUCACCAAGGGUGAUGUCCUUGCUGUAAUCCGCCUUCAAGACGAUGGAUGGUGGGAAGCCGAAGUCACCAACGGCCGAGGCCACCCAGGCCUGGUGCCGAGCAACUACCUGCAGAUCAUCUAGAUGCUCAACCCACCUUCUUAACGAACCGCCAUGACCCUCGCAAUCUCUCGUCCUGACGGAACACCUUUCUUACUUUCACGCUCAUGCACUCACGUAGAUACCACAUGCCUUUCUCCGAAGCCUUUUUGCACAUUCACGAUCCUUGUCUCAACCCAUUCGAUUCUUCUCUAUUCGGCGCUGUACCUGCGCAUUGAUUUUAUCCACUGUUUUUCUCACUGGGCAAGCUGUUCAAUGUUUUCGAUGUUCCGUCCAACGGAUGAUUUUUUUCUGGGGCGUAACGUGCUUGUGGUUUUCAACUAGUGAUUUGGUGCUGUCUUCUUUCUUCUGUCUGUACGUUUUUUGUUGGAAGAUCCGUUCGAGGGAAAUUGCACGACGAACGAACGAUCUAUGGUCAUGUACACUGCUAUGACUCUCAUGGUCAAGGCCAUACGUCUCUUUUCCCAUUUCUUUAAUUUUAUGACGCCUUUCCUCCCUCCGAUCAGUUUACUCAUCGGUACCAGAUACAAUAAUCCCCCUGCCAUCGUAAUCUCAGGAAACCAGUCCAUGUAGAAUUAUCUCUGCCCUCAAUAGAACCAAG
Penicillium brasilianum is the source of this 3516-nucleotide messenger RNA. The record is from the annotation of a GenBank genome assembly. NCBI's taxonomy places the organism in Eukaryota, Fungi, Ascomycota, Eurotiomycetes, Eurotiales, Aspergillaceae.